Molecule: messenger RNA, 1317 nt
Organism: Leishmania braziliensis MHOM/BR/75/M2904
Lineage: Eukaryota; Euglenozoa; Kinetoplastea; Trypanosomatida; Trypanosomatidae
Exons: 1
Coding region: 1-1317 (438 amino acids)
Source: RefSeq, a predicted model, not a curated record
AUGACAUCCACUGGCAAUGGCGGCGGCAACAGGACCGCUGGGACCCUUCCGUCUCCACUGCAGACGGAGAUCAGUGCGCCUGUCACGUCGGUGCCAGACAUGCAUGGCACACCUAAGCCCUUUUUACUCGACUCGAUGCACUCUGCCGACUCCUCUCUCUCCUCGCAGGGCGCUCUCUCCGCGCCCAACAAGACGGGUGGGAUGUUGGUGAGUCCGUCUUACUCCGAGGUCCGCGGUAGAACGGCUGCGGAGUCCUCUGCUCCUGGACCGCGCGCGUCGAUGAACACAGACCAGCACAGCAAGCCGAGCGUGAAUAGCAUGAAGGCCUCCACUGCAGCAGACGGCAGCGACUCUCCAUCCAAGUCCCGCUCUGGUUGCGGCCGCCGCGGUCAACGACGAGAUAAUUCGAACUGGUUCGACGCAGAGAAGCCUGCAAACGUGUAUCGCCCUGCUGACACAGAGUUGAACCAAAACGUUCAGGUCGUCUAUGACGGCAUCGACGACCUGGAGCAGAUUCGUCAUGAGCAGGCGGAGCGCGCACAGCGGCAGAAGGAACAUCUAGCGCAGCACAUCGCUGAUUUACCGACGGGAUACCAGGCGACGCUGCCGCGCCUCAACGAACUCGACGCCACAAACAGCUGGGACAAACUGCUGCGAAUGAUGCGCAGCGAGUAUGACCUAUCGUGUCUCACAAGCUGCCUGGCACGGGAGCUGGACGAGGACGUCACGUGGAACCCAGAAAUGCUGCUGGUGCAGCUCACCUCCGACAUGCUGGACGCGGCUGAGUUGCAGAAGGAUAGCGGAGAGGCGUACGUACCGGUGGAUGCCAGCGACAUCGGCCAGAUGACCGGCGGCGAGGCGUCGCGCAAGCGCAACGAGAAGGGCUUGAUGACUACGGCUCCGAUGACCUCGUUGCCAAUGCCUGGGGGCGCAGCACCAGCGGUGGGCACCACCGGAGGAGCUGCACGCGAGUCAGAGAAGAAGCGCCACGAAAAGGCUGCGGCUGCUUCGCCGCCUCCGUCAUUCCAGACUACUAUGUCGAAGACGCUGGGCAAGCACCCCACCGCUGCACCGGCUGCCGCGGUAUUGAAGAGCAAAAAUGCAGGCAACGGGGACAACGACGGUGCCACAGUGCCCACCAACUCCCCGUCGAGCUGCAACCGAUCCGCCGCUGCCUCCAGACCUGGAGAGGCCGGUGGAGACGGCGGCAGCAACACCAAUGUCUCGUCGGCGGUGGUGAGGCGCGAGGCAAGGAGAGACAAGAGUAAUAGGAAUGCUGCUGUCAAGCCCCAGGGAGCGAAGCUCUUCCCGAAGUAG